GGGUUUAAGUGGACCGUUCAAAACCCUAACCAACUAUUUGUGCUAUCUCACUCUCUCUCACUCCACCUCCGCGAAAAUGGAGCUGCAAUCCGCCACUGUUUUCGCUCUGAAUCAGUCUCCGCCUCCCCGUUUACGGAACUUGCAAUUUCUUCAGGUCAAACAUCGUCCAAAUCCUUGCGCCUUGUUCCAGCAGAUUCCCAGACUUCAAGUUCACCUCGAAUCUCUUUCGCAAUCUUUGAGGAGUGGAAUUUUGUUACGCCCUGCUAGCUUGAAUUCAUCAAGGCGAUUGAAUUUUCGUGUUGAUGCGAGAAAUCGGUCCGACGAACCAUAUCGUGGGAAAUCGGGCUCUGUUUCCUUCGGGGGAUUGAGUCACGAGUCGAUCGAGGAAGAUAAACUUGUUUCAUCGCCGUUCAAGGAAAAUACUGGCUCUCUACUUUGGAUACUGGCACCUCUUGCUCUUGUUUCGGCUGUGGUUGGUCCCCCAUUCUUCGUUGCUCCUGCUAUCUACGAAACUUUCAGGAAUGAGACCUUUGCAGAAAUUCUUUCAUCCUUUUCAACUGAGGCCAUCUUUUAUGUUGGGCUUACUAUUUUCCUGCAUGUGACCGAUCGUGUUCAAAAGCCAUAUCUCCAGUUUAGCCAAAAGAGAUGGAGUCUUAUCACAGGCCUACAGGGAUAUUUGGCAUCUACAUUUUUCACUACAGGCAUUAAGUUCAUCUUCCCCUUGUUUGCUCUUUAUGUUACUUGGCCAGCAGUUGGAUUAUCAUCACUAGUGGCAGUGGGUCCUUUCAUGCUUGGUAUAUUAGCACAAUUUGCUUUUGAGAGAAUAGUUGAACACAAUGGAUCAGCCUGCUGGCCUCUAGUACCGAUCAUGUUUGAGAUCUACAGGAUAUAUCAGUUGACAAGGGCUACCAGUUAUAUGGAGACAUUAUUAUUUGGGAUGAGGAAUGCUACUGUUACAAAUGCAGUUUUGAACAGGAGGCAAGCGUUGCUUUCCUUGAUCGUGGUUUUCCGCGUCCUCGGUGUUGUUUGUCUCUGGUCCUUACUAACAUUUUUACUGAGGCUUUUUCCAUCCAGGCCUGUUUCCGAGAACUAUUGACACAUAUAUACAUAAUUCUGAUACAUACAUCUAGCAAGGCAUUGUAGUGAUCAUAUUUCUUGAGAACCCCCGAAUUCUUUCAUUUUAAAAAAUAUUCUUUAAUCAGGGAAAAACAACUGGUGUUAUGGCAAAAUACAUCAAUUUUCUUGAUCAGCUGUUGCUUUUGGUGUUUUUGACUUAGACAGAAUAUGGCUCAGUUUUAUACAUAUGCGAAUCAAUAUUUCCACAGUAGGAUUUACAUUUCUUGCCACAACGCCACUGGUAAGUUAGAGUAAGUAACAAUUCUCUACCAAAAGUCUCUACAGGAGCACUUGCCAUCCUUGAAAUGAUGGAAUCUCUUAUUAUCUCUUACGAUGAAUUCUCGUUUCUCAAAGCUGGAUAAGAUCUUGAUGAAAUUGUGGCAGUCCCCGCAGAUUCUGAGGUUCUUUAUGACGCGCAAUGUGGUGCCUGGAGGUGUGCUGAUGAGGCCGUAAGCUAUAGCUAAUCUCUCGCUGUGAUAAAGCAGGGCUUUCUCUUUGGCCUCCUGGUCGAGAUCAUGGAGCACGUAGCGCGUAUCAGGUACAUAUCCAGCUUCCUUGGCCUCUUUGCUCAAUGACCUAAGCUUCUGAUACGCCAUGCUCGUAGGUUUCUUCUCGUCGGCUACUCUCUUGUUGUUAAUUGCCUUCUUCUUGUUCUUCAUCAUGUCCUGUUUUGGUUUCAGCUGCUGCUCUGUAAGUUGAGUUCUUGGCAGGGAUUCGGGGAUCGGCUCACAGGGCAUUUUUUUGCAACCUGUUUCAGCCGGGAUGGUCUCCGCUGGAUAAACUUUCGCUACCAGUUGAGUAAACACGUCAUAUUUUUCAAGAAAAUCCUUCUGCCGAAAUCAGGACAGAGAUAGAUAUUCAGGCACACAAGAGAGAAAGAGAGUAUAAGACACCAGACCAACAGCCUCUCUCUCUCUCUCUCUCUAUAUAUAUAUAUAUAUAUAGUUCAAACAACACAAGGUAGCAUGUAUGGAGGAACAAAACUACUUGCAAUGUCCUAUCUAUAGUCCCAAGUGUUUUGUCA
Andrographis paniculata is the source of this 2140-nucleotide messenger RNA. RefSeq lists its product as uncharacterized. Gene Ontology annotation, cellular component: chloroplast. The transcript is spliced from 6 exons. The record is from RefSeq and is a predicted model, not a curated record. Bases 77 to 1096 code for a protein of 339 amino acids. Lineage: Eukaryota; Viridiplantae; Streptophyta; Magnoliopsida; Lamiales; Acanthaceae.